ACCGGAAACGGAAUGCAUUACGGGGACAUGUAAACCGGUGUGUGAAAUUGGUAGCAAUGUGAGGUAAUUAUUUACCCUUCUUAAAACAUUUUCAUGUUAUGAACUUUAUUUCGAAAGCAACAAAGAAAAACCGGUUGAUACUUUGGGAUAAUGGAGAAGGAGAGAAGACACAGAAGGCUCGAUUCCCCUCCUCCAGCCCGGGAAAAAAAGAUGAAAAUCAAAGAAGAGCAACUUAGUCCGGACAGGCCGCAGAGAUCCCGGCGCUCGAGUUCGGGGUCUAACGGGAGUAGCUCUAGCCCUCCGCCGCCGAGGAGACGAGCAGACAGGUCGCCUGCUAGAAGAAGAGACAGAUCGCCAGCAAGACGGGACAGUAGGUCACCCAGGAGGAAGAGAAACCGAAGUCCCCUCCCGGAUAACGACGUUAAAAUAAAGCGGGAGCGGGACGAUCACCGUGGUGACGAGGAGAGGCGGCGGCGCGACCGCUGGGACACGGCGGACGAUCGGCGGGGGGGUCAGGAAGAGGAGCGGCCGCGGUCGGGACACCGGGAGCGUGGGGGCGGGGGCGGGGCCAGGCAGAGGGAGCGCGACACGCAGGCGUUUCAGCAGCAGCAGGCCGAGCGGGAUCGCCACGACGACCGGCGGCGGGACAACCGGCGCCGCCUGGAGGCCGACGGCCAGAGCGGAGAGCUCCCCGCCUUCGGCGGCGGCGCGGAGGACGGCGACGGCGACCCCCCCGCCGAGAAGGAGAAGCCCAACUUCGAGCUGUCGGGGGCGCUGGUGGAGGACACCAACACGUUCCGCGGGGUGGUGAUCAAGUACAACGAGCCCCCCGAGGCGCGCAUCCCCAAGCGGCGCUGGCGGCUGUACCCCUUUAAGAACGACGAGCCGCUGCCCGUCAUGUACAUCCACCGGCAGAGCGCCUACCUGCUGGGCCGCCAGCGCAAGAUCGCCGACAUUCCCAUCGACCACCCGUCCUGCUCCAAGCAGCACGCCGUCUUCCAGUACCGGCUGGUGCCGUUCACGCGCGCGGACGGCACCACGGGCCGGAGGGUGAGGCCUUACAUCAUCGACCUGGGCUCGGGCAACGGGACCUACCUGAACAACAGCCGCAUCGAGUCGCAGCGCUACUACGAGCUCAAGGAGAAGGACGUGCUCAAGUUCGGCUUCAGCAGCCGCGAGUACGUGCUGCUGCACGAGUUCUCCGACACCAGCGAGGUGGACGCCCGGCCGCCGGAGGAGGAGGACGACGACGAGGGCCUGGACGAGUGAAGGGGCCCAGGGGCAUCGUGGGAAACGUAGUCAAACUGAGCGCUAGACGUUGACUUUUCAAAAACAAGCUAUCUCUCUCUCUCUCUCUCUCUCUCUCUCUCUCUCUCUCUCUCUCCCGGAAGUGGCACGGCCUCGUGCUGAAAUGGGUUGGGCUGCGUCCAGGGUUAGCGGAACACACUACGCACACGCGUGGGCCAGAGGCAGGCGCUUCUUUAAAGCGGUCCAACGCCAGGACGUCCGGUUAUCUCUUCUCAGGUCAUUUGUAUUAGUGCUGUAGUGCAGUCUGUUCGGUUCAUCUCGCGUCCUGUAGCUAACAGUGCUUCUCCAGUCCAUGUUCAGCAGCAGUAACCGGUACCCUAAGCAGAAGUAUGUAUAUAUAUUUUUUUUAAUAAUAAAAAUCUUUGAAUAAAAAUAAUGGCUUAUGUCCAGACGGGUUGCUGUAAAUGACCCUGGAUGUGUUGAACGUGCACCCUGGAUGUGGUUUUUCUUUUUUUUUUUUUCUUUUUUUAAUUUACGCUCUUUGAACAUAGUUCACUCAUUUCGGGUGAAAGGAUGAAAGAGAAGAAAAAGGUUUCCUGCUUUCAUGUAUACUGUUCUUCUGUGAGUGAACCUGUGAGCUAAUCAGGCCCUGCUUUGUGCAGCAGUCUGUGAGCGAGGCAUUGUGGGCACACAUUUUUGCCAUUGCGCUCUACAUGUUUAUGUAGUUCUGCAAACAUCUGCAUCGCUCCGAAAGUUGUGAAUAAUCUGAAUUCUGCUCUGCAAGGCUGUGCUUUUCACCUUUUUUUUUUUUCUUUAUACCGUUUUUGAAAUCCUGCAGCCUACGUACAUUUUUCAGUUUCUUUUUAAAUGUUUUUUAUUGUACAUAAAGAUCAUAUAAAAAAUA
Messenger RNA from Anguilla rostrata (American eel), 2152 nucleotides. RefSeq names its product Smad nuclear interacting protein (gene snip1). Gene Ontology annotation, cellular component: nucleus. Gene Ontology annotation, molecular function: mRNA binding; protein binding. The record is from RefSeq and is a predicted model, not a curated record. The coding region runs from base 151 to 1269 and encodes 372 amino acids. NCBI's taxonomy places the organism in Eukaryota, Metazoa, Chordata, Actinopteri, Anguilliformes, Anguillidae. Gene Ontology annotation, biological process: miRNA processing. The transcript is spliced from 4 exons.